AUGGCGCGGCUGCCCGCGUCCUUGAUGUGUGGCUGCUUCUUCUGGCGCGUGGCUGCGGAGCCCACGCAGGGCAUGGUGUUCCCUCUCAAGGGUGUCAUGUUUCUGAUAAUCCAGAACUCCUUCGUCGACAGCUUCUACGCAGGUGCAGCCACCUUCCAGCAGACGAAAGGUUUAUUGAAGCGAGAGUACUACGACGGGCUUUAUAAGGUUGCGCCCUAUUACGCGUCCUACUACAUCGGCUUCAUGGCUAUGCAGAUCCCGUGGGCGAUCGCUUGGGUGAUGCCUUUGUACGUGCUCUCAGGUCUACCAGCAGAGAUUUCGCAGUUCUCGAUAUUCAUGCUGAUUGGUUGGCUGGUCAUUGUCAUGGGCACCGCGUUGGGGUCGGCCGUGGGGGCGACGACCAAAGACACGGAUGGUGCCCGGGCGAUAUUGGCGCCCCUUAUGAUUAUGAUGAUCCUAUUCUCUGGUUACGUGAUCCCCUACAGCCAGAUACCAUUGAUAUGGAAGCCCUUGUAUUACCUCUCCCCAGUUCAGUGGGGCAUGUCGGUUCUUGAGACCAACCACUACGAGGGGUUGACCUUCGUCGAUUGUGACGAUUCGCUACCUCUCGCGGAGAGGCACUGCUUCGCCACUGGGGAGGAGCUCUUGAAGACAUACGGCAACCCACUCGCGUUCAGCGUGGGCAAGUCCGGCAUGCUGGCAGUGCUGGCGACGUAUUUGGGACUGUUCCUCUCUCUGAACACCCAGGUGAUCAAAAGGUCGGUCCUCGAUGGGCGAGUGUGA
Messenger RNA from Prorocentrum cordatum, 783 nucleotides. NCBI's taxonomy places the organism in Eukaryota, Dinophyceae, Prorocentrales, Prorocentraceae. The record is from the annotation of a GenBank genome assembly.